This is a messenger RNA of Armigeres subalbatus, 1335 nucleotides long. RefSeq lists its product as uncharacterized. The record is from RefSeq and is a predicted model, not a curated record. NCBI's taxonomy places the organism in Eukaryota, Metazoa, Arthropoda, Insecta, Diptera, Culicidae.
GAAGUGGCUGCACGAAGAUAUCGCGAGAAAAUCGCCAUGUGUUACGGAGUGAACCCGUCAGCACUGAACACGUCGCCGCAGGAAGUGCCUUUGACGAUCACAUUUGCCAGUAUAUAUCAAUUCCUGGUCGAGCAUCCAAAUCCAUUUACGGGUCAACCCAAAGAUUGCGCUAAAGGCAUGGAAGCUAUUUUGUAUUACAAAAAUGGAUGGGUUAAGAGUGUUUCCGGAAAGAAAGUGCACGACGUAUACGCAGUGCAUGGAUCCGUACGACAUUCCUUCGCAUUAAAUGAAAACCCUCUGACACCAUGGAUUUUAAUUAGUGAAUCCGGCAGGAUACUUGCAGCGCACUGCAACUGUGCCAUCGGUCUUUUGGAAUGUUGCAGUCAUAUCGGUGCAACGUUGUUUGCAUUAGAGGGCAUUCGAACGUCAAUACUCGAGAAGAAAUUGUCAGUUACUGAUUUACCGGUGUACUGGAAGAAGCCACCGACGAGUAUCAGCGAAAACCUGUAUAAAAAAGUACGUGGCAUUGACUUCGACAAGCAGAUCCAGAAAACAUAUUAUGCCACCACUCCAUCAACUUCAACUAAUUACGAUUUUCGCUGUCGAAAUUUAUUGAGCUCGCUACAGAUGGACGGAAUAAAUGUUGCUGGUACCACUCUAUUUUGUGGUGAAAAACAAAUGGCCUUCAGUUGUACAAUUUGUACACACGAGUCUGAACUUAAAAAUGAUCUUAAGAACUACAAUUUCCAACAACUCUACGACCCUGCCUUUAACAAGAGUACAAUUGAGCAGUUACAAAAAGUAGCGGCAGAGUUCAUUCGCAAUUUUACAAGUGAAUCAGAUCUGUUGAUGAAGAUUGAUAAGCUUACCGCAGACCAAUCGGAUUCCAAGUGGUGGAAUGUUUUCCGGAGUGGGCGUAUCACGGCUUCAAACAUGAAAGAUGUGUGUUGCACAAAACCGGAGCAACCAUCGAUGUCACUGGUGAAAAGAAUAUGUUACCCCAAUGAAGCAACAUUCACUUCAUCCGCUACAAGAUACGGCAAAACUUACGAAGUAAAAGCAGUUGAGCAAUUGUUCGAAUCAGUGAAGCACUUGCAUCAGAACUUGUUAAAAAUAAAAUCGGGAUUUGUAAUUCAUGAAGAUUAUCCGUUCAUGGGUGCAUCGCCGGAUGCAAUAUUUUUGUGUGAUUGCCACGGUGUAAUAACAGUCGAAGUGAAGUGCCCCUUCUCAGCUCGCAAUCGUGCAGAUAUGGUUGACACAUUAUUGCAGCUAAAGGACUCUUUCAUUACACGAAAUGAGGAACAUCAUACCCAAGUAACACGGUUUGUCGUAUGA